UGUGUGUUUUUAUGCCUUCAGUUUUGUCACAUUUCCAAUAAUAAUGUAUUUAUAUCAAGGCGAUCAAUAACACUACAUUUAACAGAAAUAAUGGCUAAAUACAACAGAUAACUCAAGUAUAUAUUUGCUGUAUAAAGGGACCAUAUAUUACUGAGCACACAUACGGCAUUAAAGUUAGAUGGUUGCACUGAUCUGCUCCAUGAUAGAUCUCAAAGUUAUCCCAAAGUCUGCUAACGUAAAUACCACUUUAGGAAAGUUUACAAAAUACACAGCUUCGAUAUUAGUGUUGGUUGGCAUCCUCAUAAAUCUUUACUAGAGCAAUCCGGUGGCGUAGAUUUUAUCAUGGGACUAAAGAUAAAAUAUUUUUUAUUUAUGCCAUUUCUUGUACUGUUCACAACACAACAAAAUAUCAAAUACGCCUGUUUCGAUGGUACCAAAGAUGCCAUUUUACCGUCGCCUGCAUUGAAGAAAGUGACAGCACAGGGCGCUUUAAGUUGUGCAUUAGAAUGUUCACAAACGGAUGGAUGCCGUUCCUGGAACUACUUCAAAACAAGGAACAUAGAAAAUUGUGAACUGAAUACCCUCAAGGCUAUCAACACUGACAUACUAGUGCGUCAUGAAGGUGGAAUGUAUUAUGAGGAUGCUAAGGAAGAAAUGGACUGCAAUAAUCUAGAUGGGUCAGGAAUAUUCCAUAUCAAUAUAAAAGGAUUUGGAACAAAGGAAGUUUAUUGUGACAGCGGAUGGCUUGUUGUGAUGAGAAGAUAUGACAACACAAUGAACUUUAACAGAAACUGGGCUGAAUAUAAGCAUGGUUUUGGGGAUCCCCGCCUACAGUUCUGGAUGGGCAAUGAGGCCCUUCAUGCGUUAACCAAUCAAGGAAAUUACUCCAUGCUGGUUGAUAUGUUGUCCUGCAACGGCAAUUAUUACUACGUCAAAUGGAACGAGUUUAGAAUACAGAAUGAGACAAUGAAAUAUGCUGUAGACGCCCUUUCUCUUGAGUCCUACAACACAACUAGCGUGUUUAAACUUGAUGAAAUCUUUGGACGUCCUUUUGGAACCACUGACAACAUGAAAACCACCUCUUAUCUUAACAUUUCGAAAACGUGUGCUGAGCAACACGGUGGGGGCUGGUGGUUUGCAAGAUGCACGUACAAUCACCCAACUGGAUAUUAUCCUGAUUGCAAUAACCCAGGUGUCGUUAGUGAAAGGAAAAGCAAAAUGAAAUUCGCGGCUAUCACAGGAUAUAACUGUGACUUUGGGUGCCUGCUGCAAGCCGCUACGGUGAAAUUACGGCCAAAUAAUUAGUUGUGUGAAGUUCACAUGGAUAAU
This is a messenger RNA of Lingula anatina, 1329 nucleotides long. RefSeq lists its product as uncharacterized. The record is from RefSeq and is a predicted model, not a curated record. Lineage: Eukaryota; Metazoa; Brachiopoda; Lingulata; Lingulida; Lingulidae.